This is a messenger RNA of Cladocopium goreaui, 7632 nucleotides long. The record is from the annotation of a GenBank genome assembly. Lineage: Eukaryota; Dinophyceae; Suessiales; Symbiodiniaceae.
AUGUGUAACGAGCAUCGAUUCGGAAUUAGCGGACUCCACGAGUCGCGGAAGGAGAAUCUGUUGAAAAGGACUGCUCGCUCCCUUGCCACGAGUGCCAUUGUCUUUGCGACGUUGGCUCCGGCAACGGCCUCAGCCGGCAGCCGUCACGCUGCUGCCCUCACGGUGAUGAGUGCUUCUGUGUUGGCGCAAGCUGACGACCAGGAAUCGUCCGAUCCCAAGCAGGACGUCGCCGACCUACUCGACCAAGCUCGCGAGGCGAUGAAGGAAGGCCGCUACGAAACGGCCGACUCCUACAUCACCCGGGCCGAAGAACUCGACGUACGGUUCGGUCUGUUGCACUUUGGCGAUACGCCGAAGAAAGCUCGCCGCGAUCUGGCCGACGCGAUGAAGAAGGCUGACAAGCAGCCCAAGCGUCCCAGCGAACGAGUCUCGCCUCAGCAAGAGAUGCCCCAAACGCAGAUUCCCACCGCUCCGCAGCAGCCAUCGAUUUCGAUGGCAGAAGCGACGAAUCCUCUGUUCGAUGUGAAGUCCACCGCCGCCCGUCAUGUGGCCGAUGCCCGCAAGGCCCUGGCUCAAGGCAAUCGCGUUGCGGCCGAACAUUACUACCAUCAGGCCGUCGCUCAGAACGCUCAGUUCGGUCCGAAUGAAGAUUCGCCCGAGAAACUGGCCGCCGACAUUCGCAAGGCCGGCGGAAAGAUCGACAACGUGCCGAGCCAAUCGGCCGCUGCCGCUCAGUUCACCCAAACAAAUCCGCCCACCGAAGACCCCGGCCAUCCGCUGGGCAUCGGUGCCGAGCAACAAGGUCCUUCUGCCUUAGAUCUCGUCGCUGGAGAAGGCUCGCCUUUCGAAGAAGCUAACUCGCUGACACCUCCCACCGAUGAAGAAGUCACGCUGCGAAUGCCAGCAGCCGGUGGCGGUUCGCAACGAGGCACCCAAAUUCAGUCGGCCCGACAGGCUAGCGACAAGCUCUUGCUCGAAGCUCAUCGCUCGCUCUCGUUCGGCGAUGUCACGCGUGCCCGACAACUUGGCGAAAAGGCCGAAGCCCUCGGGGUCGCCUACGAAUUCCACGAAGAUCAACCGGCCAAGGUGCUCGAAGCAGUUCAGAAGUUCGAAAUCCUGAACGAUCAGCAAACCCGAGGGCUCGAUCCUCGCACGGCCAAGACGCAACAGGCUCAACUUCUCUUAGAGCAGGCUGAAUGGCUGUUGAAGUGGAACGACCUCGACACGGCCGAACGCGUGGCAAUGAACGUGGGUCGCAUGGGUGUGGACUUCAACACAUUCGGUGCCUCGCCUCAGAAACUGCUCCAACGUAUCAAGGCAGCCCGAAAUCAAGGCUCGAACCCCUCGGGCCUCCCCGCAACACAACCGCAACCCACCAGCAGUGGAUUGGUCAAUCCGUUGGCGGUCGACAAGCCGGCCCCCACAGCCGCCGACCCUGCUGCGAAGAAGAAGCAGGCCCUCGCCCUGGUUGCCCAAGCACGUGCCGCUCUGGCCCGGGGUGAAUUGCCCACUGCCAAGCAGCUCGCCGAACAGGCCAACGCCCUGGGAGUCCCCGACUCGCACUACGCAGCGGGCGAAGAUCGUCCGGCAUUGGUGCUUUUCGAAAUCCAGAAAGCCGCCGGACCUCAAAGCGGAGUUUCGCUGGCCGGUGGAACGGAGCCUAUCGCAGGGCCCAACGCCGCGGGUACCGACAUGCCGCAGCGAUUGCCCACCGAGCCGGCCAUGUACUCGCCGGCGGCCGACACCACACAGAACGUACCGGCCCAAGCCGAGAUGGAACUACGCCUGCCCGGUAGCGAUUCCCCAGGAACCGCAUCACAACUCGAUGCCACCGCUCCGGUCGAUACCGAAGCCAUGGUUGAAGAUGUGGUGGAAGAAGAAAUCCCCACGGGCGCUCAGGGUUCGCGAGACCCAGUGCAGAUGAUCGAAUGGGGUGAACAAGCGCUGGCCUCCGGCAACUUGGCUCUGGCCCGCACAUACUUUCAAGAAGCAAGCACCCUGCGUGAGCAGUUGGACGAAGCCACCAUCCAACGGCUGGAACAGAACCUCACUCGCGUGAGUGCUCCUCCGGGCGCCGCCACACCGGCCGUAAAGCCCGGCGACCUGUUGCCCGACGCUGCAGCACAGCAGAAGUUGAUCUACAACCAGACGAUCAUCGAACUCUCUCGCCGAACCAAUUCGGCCCAGGAGUUGUUCGAUACCGAUCCCGAUGCCGGCUUCGCCAUCCUCGAAGAAGCCCGGGUAAUGAUCGAAGCGGCCGCUCUCGAUAGCAACAUGAAAGAAGUGUUGCUGCGACGACUCGACAAGACGCUGGAAGAAGCCAAGCUGUACGUCGAACAACGUCAGCCGAUGAUCGACUUGAAGAAGCGAAAUCAGCGGAUCGAAGAACAGAUCGAACGCGAGAAGCUCGUCAAGCAAGAAACAAACCAGAAACUGGCCGACCUGAUCGACGAAUACAACACGCUCAUCCGCGAAGAACGAUUCGCAGAAGCACAAGUUAUCGCGCGUCGCGCCCAGGAGUUGGCCCCCGAUGAACCGGUGGUCCAACAACUCAUCGUUACGUCACGAUUGGCUGAUAAUCUCUCGAGUCAAAUCGCCAUCCGAGACGCCAAGGCAAUCGGCUUUACCGAAACGCUGGAAGCCGUGGACGAGGCUUCCAUUCCCUCGGCCGUCGAUUACUCCUUCGGAAAUCCGGAAGAAUGGAUCGAUCUGACGAAUCGUCGUAAGAGCCUGGGUGUCGGAGACGGCAUGCACCGCAGCCCGCGAGAAAUCGAAAUCGAGCAACGGUUGCGCACCCCCGUAUCAUUGAACUUCGCCGAUGCUCCGCUGAGCACGGUGAUCAAGACGCUGGGCCAAAUGGCUGACGUGAACAUCUUCCUCGAUGAGAUCGGUCUGGCCGAUGCCGGUUUGACGACCGACGACCCGGUCACCAUCGACCUGAGCCAAGACGUGCAGCUCAAAAGUGCCCUGAACCUCAUUCUGGCACCCCGCGGACUGUCGUACGUGAUUCGCGACGAAGUAUUGCGAAUCACCAGCGAAGACCUCAGCGACGAGCACGUCUUCGUGGAAACCUACAACGUUGCCGAUUUGGUCAUCCCGAUUCCCAACUUUGUGCCCAAUGGCCAAAUGGGAAUGGGCGGUGCCUUGCGAGACGCCUACGGAAAUGUUGGCUACGGCGUACGACCUGGUUUGGGUUCAACCCAACCGCUGGCCGUGGCGGCAAGCCAAGACGGCGGUACUUCCAACGCCGCCCUCGACCCGAGCCUGAUGGCCCAGUUCUCCGGCGGUGGUGCCGGCGGUGGUGCGACCAUCGGCGACGGGCAAUCGGUCGGCUUCGGCGGCCCCGGCGGUAUGGGCGGUGGUUCGCAGGCCGACUUCGAUGAGUUGAUCGAGCUGAUCGUCUCCACCGUUGCUCCCACCUCGUGGGACGAAGUGGGUGGCCCGGGCUCGAUCCGCGAGUUCCAAACCAACCUCAGCCUGGUCGUUAGCCAGACACAGGAAGUUCACGAGCAAAUCGUGGACUUGCUCGAACAGUUGCGUCGUCUGCAAGACCUGCAGGUGACCAUCGAAGUUCGCUUUAUCACACUCAACGAUAACUUCUUCGAGCGGAUCGGCGUCGACUUCGACUUCGAUCUCGACGACAACAUCGACCGUCCUUACCAGGUGUUCGGUAAGCCGACCGAGGGUCAGAAGGAUGCUUCGGAAGUCGGUGUCGACCGUGACACGCGUGACCGUGACCACGGCCCCAGCAUCACGGUAGGUCAGUCGGCCCCGGGUGUGUUCUCGACCGACUUGGACAUUCCGUUCAGUCAGGACAGCUUCUCGCUGGCCACACCGCAGUUCGGUGGAUUCAACCCCGCCGCGGGUGCCAGCCUGGGCUUUGCCAUCUUGAGCGACCUGGAAGCGUUCUUCUUCAUCAACGCUGCCCAGGGCGAUCAGCGAAGUAACGUGCUGCAAGCCCCCAAGGUCACGUUGUUCAACGGACAACAAGCCUCGGUGGCCGACGUGUCGCAAAGCCCGUUCGUGAUCAGCGUGAUCCCGGUGGUCGGCGACUUUGCCGCCGCUCAACAACCGGUGAUCGUAGUGCUCUCCGAAGGAACGUUCCUCACGGUGCAAGCCGUGGUCUCCAGCGACCGCCGCUUCGUGCGACUGACCGUGGUGCCGUUCUUCAGCGAGAUUCGCGAUGUGGACACCUUCACGUUCACUGGAUCGACCACCACCACCGAAGACAGCAGCUCGGAAGGUCCUGACGACGACACCACCGCCCGGUCGGAAGGUUCGACCACGGUGACCGAAGGUACCACGGUUCAGUUACCGACAUUCGCCUUCGUGUCAGUCACCACAACUGUGAGUGUGCCCGACGGUGGUACGGUGCUAUUGGGUGGUAUCAAACGACUGAGUGAAGGGCGAAACGAGUUCGGUGUGCCGUUCCUCAGCAAGAUUCCAUAUGUGAACCGCUUGUUCAAAAACGUGGGCAUCGGUCGCGAAACCCAAAGCCUGAUGAUGAUGGUCACCCCCCGCAUCAUCAUUCAGGAAGAGGAAGAAGACGCUGCAAUGAACGCAACCACCGAGACCGAUACUCCCAAACCUGGUUUCAAGUACUGGCCGCACGUCGCUGUUUGGGUCGAUCUGGCGAUCGUGUUCGCCGCGGCGGUCAGCUACUUCCUCUACUUCGUUCAAUUCCCCGCACUCCGCGAUUUCCCCUGGGUGAAUCUACCGCUAGUGCUAAUCGGGGCAGGCUUGGCCCUCGUGGCGACCUAUCAAGUUUAUCGCUCCGGCGGUGGGCUGAUCGGAAAAGUGUUCGCCACACUCGGAGGAUUCCUCGCCACCGCGAUCGCCGGCUUGUUCUGCUUCUACAUCUUCUCGUUCUCCUACCAGAUGCCCUCUGCAGCCGCGGCACCCACUCAGGCGGAGUUGGCCCCCGACUUCACGCUGCUCGACACGCAAGGUUUGCAGUCAGGCAUCGACGAGAUUCACACCUCCGGCGGAGAGGUACUCGCCAUCAGCGUCGACACCGUCGAAGAGAACGCAGACUUGGUGAAGCAAAUGGGGCUUGACUUCCCAGUGCUUUCCGAUCCUGAACACAAGGCAAUCGAUGCCUACGACCUGCGGCAUGAGAACGCUGUGGUCCAAGGCAAAGACGUCGCACGGCCCGGCGUCUUCAUCAUCGAUGGCGAGGGGAUCAUCCGCUGGCGCGAUCUAACCGAGAACUACCGAGUUCGGGUGCGCCCUCAACAGGAUUCACCCGUGUACCGCACGCCGCCUCAGUUCAUGUCGCUUUAUUUCAAUUUCGGCGGUUAUAACGAUCCCGCAUUCCCCCAUGGCAAAGAAACCAUCCCGCAGGCGCUCUUUCGCUCGGAGGCCAGAAACGUUGCAGAAAGCUCGCACCUGGGACCGCUGGUGAUCAUUAGUGGCUCCGAGCUGUAUUGCUACGGCAGCGAUCGACGAUUGCUGUACCACAACUCGUUCCGCGCCACGAACGACUCGGGCUUCUUCGAGUUGACGGCCGUUUCACACAUCGGGCCCGCCAUCGCUUACCUGGCGAAGAUCAAAGAGAACGGUGAUCCCUCGUGGGAACCACUCCUGGCAGACCUUCUAGAAGACAUUCGUACCGCUCAGCAGUUGAACGAACAAGACACCGAUCAUUGGCUCGAUCGGGCCAACAUCGCGCCCUGGCGAGCGCACAAGGAUGAAAUCCGCAACAUGGUCAGUUAUGCCCUGGCCAUGUCAGAAGACUUUCUGGUCGAUGUCCAAGCUGGCAAGGAAGCUUUAACGCUUGAAAAUGUGCAGCAACAGUUUCUCGACGGCAAUGAGGCGUAUCCCAUUUCGUUCAAUACCGUGAUGAUCGGCACCUUCAUGCUGACCGCGCUGGAAGAAAUGUCGACCAUCCACGAUCAACUGGCAUCGGUCGGUCUGGAUUGGAAGAACGCGAUGGUCAUCGUCCGAAGUCAGGCGGGCACCAAUGUCACCUCGGGGCUCACCAAACAAACCAACUGGAUGGUGCCUUUCCUGCAGGCUCUCGCUCUAGGUGAAAUUCCCGAGGACCACAUCCUCAUCGCCCCCUAUGCCGAACAUCGAAGCGAACUGGGCGCCGAGGAACUGUCACCAGAAGCGUACAACUAUUACGCGUCUGCAGUGUGGGGAAGUGCCAUCAAUCGCUCCCGCAUCGCGCGGGAUGUGUUCACCGACAUUCCGAAUAUCGAGACGCCAGACUCCAAAGCGAUUCCAGGCGACUAUGGAUUCACGGCCGCCGAUCAAGUCGACCAGUUCAUGGUUCGCUUGAAGCACUCGAUGCAGUCGCCCGCCGAGAUGCUCUCCAACUCGGUUGGCUUCUGGAUGGCAGGCGAACUCGCAGCGAAAAAGUGGGAUCUGAGCAAAGUCGACAUCCCCGGCUUAACCGCAGGUCUUCCCGAUGGCAUUCACGCGUACCCAACAACCACGGAAAGCGGCGCCCAACCGCUCGUUAACCGCGGAGUCACCGACACGAAUUCUCUGCCGGCGAACGACAAGGUUCUGACCCUAACCUGGCAGUUAACAACCUCGGGCGCCCGGGAGAUUACACCGUUCGAACUCGACGGCGAACUGUAUCUGGCCGUCGCUCAACUGGCCGCAGAUGUCCCUAACACCGCACCGAACAUGAACGGCGGCACCUCGGAUGUGGAUGUCUUGAUCUUCAAGCUGGUGAACGAACAGUUCGAAGUCUUUCAACGCAUCCCCAGUCACGGCAACGAAAGCGCCGCGUUCUUUCAAAUCGGCGACGAGUCCUUUCUCGCCGUGGCCAGUAUUCGCUCGGGGCCUGGCCCCAACUACUCGAUGGAGACCUAUUCCAAGCUCUACCGCUGGGAUGGUCGACGCUUCUACCCCAUCCAACAGUUCCUGGGAUUCGCCUCGAAGAAUUGGCACGCCUUCACAAUCGGUCAGCGACACUUCCUCGCUUUGGCCAACGGGGUAACUGCCGAGGAGGCCAACACAUCCGCUAAUCCCAACUCCAUGAUCUACGGAUGGAACGGCGAACGCUUCAACGAGUUCCAACAGAUUCCUUCGCAAUGGUCCUAUGAAUGGGAAUCCUUCGAGAUUGCAGGGACGCCAUAUCUUGCUCUAACCGAUCAUCUGCUCGACUCCAAAAUCUACCGCUGGGAUGGCGAACAGUUUGUUGAGUUUCAAACCUUCGAAGGCCAAGGGGGAAGGGCCUUCGAGUUCUUCGAGAUCGACGGCGAGCCGUUCCUGGCCUGGGCUCGAAUCUCAAAGCCAUCGAUCAUCUACCGCUGGAGCGGCGAGCAAUUCGUCGAGUUCCAGACACUUCCUCCCCUGGGAGGCCGCAACUUCACGUACUUCACAGUCGCCGGUCAGCCGUAUCUGUUCCAAACGCUCUUCAUCACGGGCACUCGCGAAGCCCCGCAAUCCGAACAGCAAUCGCCACUCUAUAUUUGGAACGGCGAGCAGUUCGAAGUCGCUCAGCAUGUGACCACGUAUGGUGGCGUGAGUGCCAAGUGGUUUGAAUUCAGAGGAACGGCGUACUUGGCCGUGGCGAACAGCCUGAGCCCCGACCUGCGGUUCCGCGUGGAUUCCACCAUCUAUCGCAUCAACGCCCCGUCUACCGCUUUGGUGGCGGAGUCCUUCGACCGAGACUGA